Molecule: messenger RNA, 1449 nt
Organism: Debaryomyces fabryi
Lineage: Eukaryota; Fungi; Ascomycota; Pichiomycetes; Serinales; Debaryomycetaceae
Exons: 1
Coding region: 1-1449 (482 amino acids)
Biological process (GO): xenobiotic detoxification by transmembrane export across the plasma membrane
Cellular component (GO): membrane
Molecular function (GO): antiporter activity; xenobiotic transmembrane transporter activity
Source: RefSeq, a predicted model, not a curated record
AUGAAUGCUGAAGAACCAUUGCUUACAGGAGCACAUCGUCAUGAACAAUAUGACUCUUUGGCACAAAAGCAAAGUUCGCAAAAACCUGAAGACGAUAUUACACCAAAGUCAGAAUUACGGUUUGUCCUUCGUUCUUCAGGUCCUUUAGUCAUUACAUUUUUCUUACAAUAUCUCCUUUCGGUGACAACAAUAUUCUCUGCUGGUAAGCUAGGACCAAAAGAGUUAGCAGCUGCAUCAUUAGCCGUUUGUACGUUCAACAUCACGGGAUUAGCAGUGUACCAGGGAAUGGCCACAAGUCUUGAUUCUUUUUGUUCUCAAGCAUAUGGUUCAGGAAAGUUGCAUAACGUCGGUUUAUAUUUCCAAAGAUGCUCUAUGAUGAUGAUGGCACUUACCCUCUUUCCAUUGGUUUUUAUUUGGUGGCAUUCAGGUGUGCUUUUAGAAUUUUUGGUACCAGACCCAGAACUAGCACAUUUAACUCAGACAUACUUAAGAAUAAAUGCCCUUGGAGCUCCGGGAUUAAUACUAUUCGAGACUAGCAAAAGAUUUUUACAAGCCCAACAUUGCUUUAACGCAGGAACAUGGGUAUUGCUAGUUGCAACACCACUUAACUUUGUUUUGAACUGGAUAUUAGUUUGGCAUCCUACCUAUGGUUUAGGAUUCGUAGGAGCCCCGUUGGCAGUUUCAAUUAUAUACUGGCUCAUUUCGUUCAUGAUGUUAGCCUAUGUCUUGUUUGUUGAUGGGAAGAAAUGCUGGGGUGGACUUCAAUUAUAUAAAGCAUGUAAUAAUUGGUCACCAAUGCUCAAAUUGGCUUUACCUGGUGUUAUAAUGGUUGAAGCAGAAUACUUAGCAUUUGAGGUUUUAACUAUAUUUGCAGCUUCUUUCGGUACAAAUGCAUUAGCAGCCCAAUCUAUUGCAUCGAAUGCAGGAGCUUUAGCGUUCCAAUUACCCUUUGCUGUUGCCGUUGCUAUUUCAACCAGAAUUGGACAUUUUGUGGGAAUGAAACAUAUUUCUGCAGCAAAGUUAGUGACCCGUAUAACUGUUGUAUUAUCAGCUUAUAUUGCCGCUAUUAAUUUUUCAUUCAUAUUUUUCGGUAGGCAUCUUUUAGGCAAAUUAUUCACAUCAUCCAAGGACGUAUUGAAAAUCAGUGAUAAAAUCUUAAUUUUGGUCGCCAUAAACCAAAUUGCUGAUUCCUUUAAUAUCUUGGGUGCUGGUAUCUUACGGGGUCAAAGUAGACAAAGUAUCGGCUCGAUUUUAAAUAUGAUAUCAUAUUAUGUGAUCGCAUUACCAAUAGGAUAUGCAUUAGCAUUUAAAUUCGACUAUGGAUUGUUUGGCUUAUGGACUGGCUUAAUUUUAGGUGUCUUGUUUCUAGCUAUUACAGAAUUUAUAUGUAUGUGCCGUAGUAAUUGGUUACAGAUAUUGGAAGAAUCAAAUGGCAGACAUGAUAAUUAG